AUGCUUCCGCGGGGUCUUAAGCUGCGAUCGGGUUUUAUCUCCGCACCCCAUCCCGUCAAGUUCCACGCCAAUUAUCUUUCGCCUCUUUCUGCCUUGGUCGGGAAAGCAGCUAGCUGUCUCUAUGUAUGCUUCACAGGACUUCGUUCAAUCACGCUCAUCAUCACAGCGUGCUUCGUAUUUGUUCUUCUGCAACAAGGCACAUUCUCUUCGUCACCACUCGCAGACGGCGACACCUCGGCAUCUGUCAACAUGGUCUCAGACCCGGUCCCAAAGCUUGACCUCAGCAUCCGUCAGACUGGCACCAGUCCCCCCACGCUGGCCGUCAAGGUCGCCAACAAUAACGAGGGACCCGUCACCAUACUGACCUGGGACUCGCCGCUCGAUCACGCCGCCCUCCAGCUCGGCCUGAUCGAAAUCACACCUCAAGGCGCCUCGGCACCGCUCGAGCUGCAGACGGUGCAGUUGCGGCGUGUCACACCACCAGGGCCAGAGUCACUCGUCGAGAUCGCCGCCGGGGAGUCUGUCGAGAGUGAGGUGCUCCUGAAGCAACCGACCGUAAGCGAGGAUGAAAUUUUUGCUGGCAAGGACACGGCGACUGUGGUUAUGAAGGGGACUUGGAUGGCCGUAUGGGGCAGCGCUAGGAAGGACAUAAGCGAUGAGGAAAUUGACAUCAAAGAGAAGAGCUUUGGGGGAAGCUUCAAAUCCAAUGAUUUGGAAAUACAGAGGGAGACGUAA
Pyricularia grisea is the source of this 735-nucleotide messenger RNA. RefSeq lists its product as uncharacterized. The record is from RefSeq and is a predicted model, not a curated record. The transcript is spliced from 2 exons. Bases 1 to 735 code for a protein of 244 amino acids. NCBI's taxonomy places the organism in Eukaryota, Fungi, Ascomycota, Sordariomycetes, Magnaporthales, Pyriculariaceae.